AUGGCAUCGCUUCCGCCACCUCCCCCUCCGGGAUGGGGAUCGGCAGCUCCUCCAUCCAUGCCUUCUGCACCUCCGCCGCCUGGAUACCGACCCCCAGCCGAUCCGAAAGUCGCAAAGUUUGCCCAGAAAAAGACAGAAUGGCUGAGGACCCAGCGAAACAGAUUUGGCGAAAAAAGGAAAGCAGGUUUUGUCGAAUCGCAGAAAACUGAUAUGCCACCCGAACAUUUACGAAAAAUUGUUAGAGACAUCGGCGACGUUUCUCAGAAAAAGUUUAGCAGUGACAAACGAAGCUAUCUUGGAGCAUUGAAAUUCAUGCCCCAUGCUGUUCUUAAGCUACUUGAGAAUAUGCCCAUGCCUUGGGAAUCAGCUCGCGAAGUUAAGGUUCUGUAUCAUGUUAAUGGUUGCUUGACUCUUGUCAAUGAGAGCCCCCGAGUCAUCGAGCCUGUUUUCCAUGCUCAAUGGGCGACCAUGUGGGUUUGCAUGAGGAGAGAAAAGGCCGACAGACGACAUUUCAAGCGUAUGCGCUUUCCUCCAUUCGACGAUGAAGAACCCCCUUUGUCGUGGUCCGAAAAUAUUGAAGAUGUUGAACCCUUGGAGCCCAUACAGAUGGAGCUUGAUGAGAAUGAAGACGCCGCUGUGUACGAGUGGUUCUAUGAUCACAGGCCUCUACUCGAUACUCCUCAUGUCAACGGACCAAGUUAUAAGCAGUGGAAUCUGUCUCUUCCGCAGAUGGCUACUCUCUAUCGCCUAAGUCAUCAACUAUUGAGCGAUGUGGUAGAUAAAAAUUACUUCCACAUGUUCGAACUUGACAGUUUUAUCACAGCCAAGGCUCUUAAUGUGGCUAUUCCGGGAGGGCCUCGAUUCGAACCUCUAUACAAAGAUAUCGAUCCAAAUGACGAGGACUUUGGCGAGUUCAAUGCGAUUGAUCGAAUUAUUUUUCGCUCCCCUAUCCGCACAGAAUAUCGUGUGGCGUUUCCUUACCUUUACAAUUCUCUCCCAAGGAGCGUUAAGCUGUCUUGGUAUUCGCAUCCCCAGGCUGUUUAUGUUCGGUCCGAUGACCCGAACCUUCCGGCCUUCUACUUCGAUCCCGUUAUCAAUCCUAUAUCGUCGCGGUCCGUUGCUCCCAAAAACAUCACUGUUUCCCACGAGGAUGAAAUUUUCGGUCCGGAUAAUAAUGAGGAUGAUUUCGAACUUCCAGGCGAUGUUGAACCUUUCUUGGCGGAUGAGGAGCUCUACAACAGCGACACAGCAUCAGCGAUUGCUCUUCUAUGGGCUCCUUAUCCUUUUGACCGCCGUUCGGGCAGGAUGGUUCGGGCACAGGAUGUUCCAUUGGUAAAGCAGUGGUACCUGGAACACUGCCCACAGGGCCAGCCUGUCAAGGUUCGAGUCUCAUAUCAGAAGCUUUUGAAGUCAUAUGUGCUCAACGAGCUACAUAAGACCAAGCCCAAAGCUCAAAACAGGCAGGAUCUAUUGAAAACACUCAAGGGUACCAAGUUCUUCCAGACAACGACAAUUGACUGGGUCGAAGCAGGUCUUCAAGUUUGUAGGCAGGGCUUCAAUAUGUUGAAUUUACUUAUUCAUCGAAAAAAUUUAACAUAUCUGCACCUCGAUUAUAACUUUAAUCUGAAGCCUGUGAAGACCCUGACAACAAAGGAACGAAAAAAGUCUCGCUUCGGUAAUGCCUUCCAUCUUAUGCGGGAAAUAUUGCGUUUGACAAAGUUAAUUGUCGAUGCGCAAGUGCAAUACCGACUUGGUAACAUCGACGCCUUCCAGCUUGCUGAUGGUAUUCUCUACGCCUUCAACCAUGUCGGACAGUUGACUGGUAAAGGUCCAGGCUGCGGUUUCUGGGCGCCGGCAUGGCGUGUCUGGCUAUUUUUCAUGCGUGGUAUUAUCCCAUUGCUAGAGAGAUGGCUUGGAAACCUGCUUUCCCGCCAAUUUGAGGGCCGUCAUAGCAAGGGCGUUGCGAAGACAGUGACGAAGCAACGUGUGGAGUCUCACUUUGACUUAGAAUUGCGUGCUUCUGUCAUGGCUGAUCUCAUUGACAUGAUGCCGGAAGGUAUCAAACAAAACAAGGUUAACACCGUUCUACAGCAUCUGUCUGAGGCAUGGAGAUGCUGGAAGAGUAACAUCCCAUGGAAAGUACCAGGUCUUCCAGCUCCAAUCGAAAACAUCAUUCUUCGAUAUGUCAAAGCCAAGGCUGAUUGGUGGAUCUCGGUUGCUCAUUACAAUCGUGAGAGAAUUCGAAGGGGCGCUACUGUGGACAAGACAGUGGCGAAAAAGAACUUGGGUCGUCUCACCCGACUUUGGCUGAAAGCCGAACAGGAGCGACAACACAAUUACCUCAAGGACGGUCCCUACGUCUCGUCCGAAGAAGCUGUUGCUAUCUAUACCACCACUGUUCACUGGCUAGAAUCUCGCAAAUUUUCUCCGAUUCCGUUCCCUAGUGUCUCCUAUAAGCAUGAUACUAAGAUUCUGAUCCUGGCUCUCGAACGACUACGAGAAUCUUAUUCUGUGAAAGGUCGCCUCAACCAAAGUCAGCGUGAGGAAUUGGCUCUCAUUGAACAAGCAUAUGAUUCCCCUGGCACUACGUUAGCUAGAAUUAAGCGCUUUUUGUUGACUCAGCGAGCGUUUAAGGAAGUUGGCAUUGACAUGAACGACAACUACAGCGACAUUAAUCCCGUUUAUGAUGUUGAGCCAAUCGAAAAAAUAACCGACGCCUACUUGGAUCAGUAUUUGUGGUAUCAAGCUGACCAGCGACACCUGUUCCCUUCCUGGAUUAAGCCUUCAGAUUCCGAGGUGCCGCCAUUGUUGACAUAUAAAUGGGCUCAGGGAAUAAACAAUCUGUCUAACGUGUGGGAGACAGCUGAUGGCGAGACGAACGUUAUGAUAGAAACGAAGUUAUCCAAGGUCUACGAGAAGAUUGACUUGACUUUGCUCAAUCGACUUCUUCGUCUAAUCAUGGAUCACAAUCUGGCCGAUUACAUUACGUCGAAGAACAAUGUCCAACUUAAUUACAAAGACAUGAAUCAUACAAAUAGUUAUGGAUUGAUUCGUGGUCUUCAAUUCUCCGGCUUUGUCUUUCAGUACUAUGGCUUGGUUAUUGAUCUUCUUCUUCUGGGUCUUCAACGCGCAAGCGACCUAGCUGGUCCCCCGCAAAGUCCAAAUGAUUUCUUGCAGUUCAAGGACCGUGAGACUGAAACACGUCAUCCGAUCCGUCUUUAUACACGCUAUGUCGACAAGAUUUGGGUCUUCUUACGAUUUAGCGCGGACGACUCUCGGGAUCUCAUACAGCGCUUCCUUACGGAACAACCAGAUCCUAACUUUGAGAAUGUCAUUGGAUACAAGAAUAAGAAAUGCUGGCCUCGUGAUUCCCGGAUGCGUCUCAUGCGUCAUGAUGUCAACCUUGGGCGGGCUGUUUUCUGGGACUUAAAGAAUCGGUUACCGCGAUCUAUAACCACUAUUGAAUGGGAUGACACAUUUGCAAGCGUGUAUAGCAGAGACAACCCGAACCUGCUUUUCUCGAUGUGCGGCUUCGAAGCUCGUAUUCUUCCGAAGAUUCGGAACCAGAAUGAUGAAUUCCCUAUCAAAGAUAGUGUCUGGUCCCUCGUGGACAAUACGACGAAAGAGCGAACUGCGUAUGCAUUCCUUCAGGUGACUGAAGAAGAUAUUCAAAAGUUCAAUAACCGCAUUCGUCAAAUUCUCAUGUCCUCUGGCUCUACGACGUUCACCAAGAUCGCCAAUAAAUGGAAUACAGCGUUGAUUGCUCUCUUCACAUACUAUCGUGAGGCUGCUGCAUCGACAGUCAAUCUCUUGGAUACAAUCGUGAAGUGUGAGACAAAAAUACAGACACGAGUCAAGAUUGGUUUGAACUCAAAAAUGCCAUCGAGGUUCCCUCCAGCUGUCUUUUACACACCCAAGGAGUUGGGUGGUCUUGGAAUGAUAUCUGGUUCUCACAUUCUCAUUCCUGCAAGCGAUAAGCGCUGGUCUAAACAAACUGACACCGGCGUCACCCAUUACCGCGCGGGUAUGUCACAUGAUGAGGAAACCUUAAUUCCACACAUCUUCCGCUACAUCAUACCUUGGGAAGCUGAGUUCAUUGAUUCACAACGUGUUUGGAUGGAAUACUCCCAAAAGCGACAGGAAGCCAAUCAACAGAACAGGCGUUUGACCCUGGAGGAUUUGGAAGACAGCUGGGAUCGUGGUCUUCCCCGUAUCAACACUCUCUUCCAGAAGGAUCGAAGCACCCUCAGCUUCGAUAAAGGUUUCCGUGCCAGGACCGAAUUCAAGAUUUAUCAACUCAUGAAGAGCAAUCCAUUCUGGUGGACUAGCCAGAGACACGAUGGCAAACUCUGGAAUCUGAACGCAUACCGUACCGAUGUGAUCCAAGCGCUGGGCGGUGUUGAGACCAUUUUGGAGCACACCUUGUUUAAAGCAACUGCUUUUCCGUCAUGGGAGGGUCUAUUCUGGGAACGAGCUAGCGGUUUCGAAGAAUCCAUGAAAUUUAAAAAGCUCACGAACGCUCAGCGUUCUGGUCUUAAUCAGAUCCCCAACCGUCGUUUCACUCUGUGGUGGUCUCCCACUAUCAAUAGAGCGAACGUCUACGUCGGUUUCCAAGUGCAGUUGGAUUUGACUGGCAUUUUCUUGCACGGAAAGAUCCCGACGCUGAAAAUUUCGUUGAUCCAGAUUUUCCGUGCUCAUUUGUGGCAGAAAAUACACGAAUCCGUUGUGAUGGAUCUUUGCCAGGUCUUUGACCAAGAAUUGGAAGCUCUUGGCAUUGAAGCGGUUCAAAAGGAAACCAUCCACCCAAGGAAGUCUUACAAGAUGAAUAGCUCCUGUGCGGAUAUUCUGUUAUUUGCGACGAACAAGUGGAAUGUGACCCGACCAUCGCUUCUCUUUGACACGAAAGAUGUCAUUGAACCCACAACGACGAAUAAGUUCUGGCUUGAUGUCCAACUACGUUACGGUGACUACGAUUCGCAUGAUAUCGAACGUUACGUACGGGCGAAAUACCUUGACUAUACAACAGAUAGUAUGAGUAUAUACCCAUCAGCUACUGGCUUGAUGAUCGGUAUAGAUUUGGCCUACAACCUUUACUCUGCUUAUGGUCAAUACUUCCCUGGACUGAAAGCGCUUAUUCAACAGGCUAUGGCAAAGAUCAUGAAAGCAAAUCCAGCCUUGUAUGUACUGCGAGAGCGUAUUCGCAAGGGUCUGCAGCUGUAUGCUUCCGAAAAUAACCAGGAGUUCCUCAACUCUCAGAAUUAUUCCGAGUUGUUCAGUCCUCAAAUUCAGCUUUUCAUUGAUGAUACGAAUGUCUAUCGAGUUACUAUUCAUAAAACAUUCGAAGGUAACUUGACGACUAAACCAAUCAACGGAGCUAUCUUCAUCUUCAACCCUCGUACCGGCCAAUUGUUCUUAAAGAUUAUCCACACAAGUGUCUGGGCUGGCCAGAAACGUCUCGGCCAAUUGGCGAAAUGGAAAACAGCGGAAGAAGUUGCAGCCCUCAUUCGUUCACUGCCUGUCGAAGAACAACCCAAACAGCUUAUUGUUACACGCAAAGGCCUUCUUGAUCCUCUGGAGGUUCAUCUACUUGACUUCCCUAAUAUUUCCAUCCGUGCAUCCGAACUUCAGCUUCCUUUCCAAGCUGCCAUGAAAGUUGAGAAGCUUGCAGAUAUGAUCUUAAGAGCAACUGAGCCUCAGAUGGUUCUUUUCAACCUCUACGAUGAAUGGCUGAAAUCUAUCUCGCCAUAUACUGCUUUCUCCCGAUUGAUUCUGAUCCUUCGUGCGCUUCAUGUCAACACUGAUAAGACAAAAAUUGUUCUUCGACCGGAUAAGACCGUUAUUACCCAGGAACAUCAUAUAUGGCCGACACUUUCCGAUGACGACUGGAUUAAGGUGGAAGUCCAACUGCGUGAUCUCAUUUUGAAUGACUACGGCAAGAAGAACAAUGUCAACGUCCAGAGUUUGACUAGCAGUGAGGUCAGGGAUAUCAUCCUUGGUAUGGAAAUCAGUGCGCCAUCGCUGCAACGUCAGCAAGCGGCCGAGAUAGAGAAGCAACAGGAGGACCAGAAGCAACUUACAGCGGUCACUACAAAGACUCAGAAUGUCCGCGGCGAAGAGAUCAUAGUGACCACAACGUCGCAGUAUGAACAACAAUCUUUUGCUUCCAAGACGGAAUGGCGUACUCGUGCUAUUGCCACGUCCAACCUCCGCACUCGGGCCAACAAUAUCUAUAUAUCAUCUGAUGAUAUCCGCGAAGAUGGACUGUACACAUACGUCAUGCCAAAGAAUAUCUUGAAGCGUUUCAUCAUGAUUGCCGAUCUUCGGGUUCAGGUUGCAGGUUACCUUUACGGUAGAUCACCGCCGGACAACGACCAAGUCAAAGAAGUUUGUACCAUUGUCAUGAUUCCUCAAGUUGGAAAUACCCGCGAUGUGCAGCUUCCGCAGCAAUUGCCUCAACACGAGUAUCUCAACAAUCUGGAACCCCUGGGAGUUAUCCAUACUAUCUCGGGCAAUGAGCCAUCAUACAUGACUGCGCAGGACGUCACUCAACAUGCACGGCUCAUGAACUCACAUUCGUCAUGGGACAAGAAAACAGUGACUAUGACUGUAUCGUUUACGCCUGGGUCAGUCUCACUAGGCGCAUGGGCGCUCACUCCUCAGGGUUAUAAGUGGGGUGCCGAGAACAAAGAUACCAGCUCAGAUCAACCACAGGGAUUUUCAACGAAUAUGGGUGACAAAUGCCAGCUAUUGCUCAGUGACAAGAUACGCGGAUAUUUCUUGGUGCCGGAGGACAAUGUGUGGAACUACAGCUUCAUGGGCAGUUCUUUCAGCAGCGUCGAAAAACGACCCGUUUAUGUCAAGAUUGACACUCCUCUGCGAUUCUACGACGAUCAGCACCGUCCCCUGCACUUCCAGAACUUUGCUGAGUUGGAGGACAUCUGGGUUGAUCUUUUAUGUUUGUUCAAAAUCGUGACUUAUGUCCCUGAGAAUACCAUCGCAAGGCGGACUUCUUCCGUGGAAGCAAAGGUGGGCCCACAUGCUGCAAAAAAAGCUGCCCCGCACGUGCGACUCAUACAAUCGCCGCCGGCUUUCUGCAACCCCUCCAAGAGAUCAGCAAAGCGUCUUCAACACUCGUCUCGCGGCAUUGGUAGCGGCGGUGAAGAUUUUCAACUUCUGGUUUGGAUCGAAAACAUUUUGAUCUGCACACGGACUGGUAAAAAAGGGGGGGGAAAAGAAACGAAGACAUACCAAGACAUCAUGGCACAACCCGAAGCCGCAACGGUGCUCCCAAUCCGCGAAGGGGAAGGAGAAAAGAAGGGUGCCGCUGAGCAGGAAAUCAACCCUUGGGAUGUUCAAGCUGGCACGGACGAGAAUGGGAAUUCGCUUGCAUUCGAUUACGUCGCCAUCUCAAAGAAAUGGGCAACCAAACUCAUUGAUGAUGAUAUCCUUCAACGAUUUGAGCGUCUUACGGGCCACAAACCUCACCGCUGGCUAAGGCGAGGACUCUUUUUCUCGCAUCGUGACUUCGAUAAGAUUCUUGAUAGAUACGAAGCGGGAGAACCUUUCUUCAUAUACACUGGACGUGGCCCAUCAAGCGAUGCGCUACAUCUCGGACAUACGAUACCUUUCUCUUUCACGAAGUGGCUUCAGGAUGUGUUUGAUGUUCCUCUAGUGAUCAUGCUUACAGAUGAUGAGAAGGCUCUCUUCAAGGACAAGCUUACUUUUGAGGACGCGCACAAAUUUGGACUACAGAACGCCAAGGAUAUCAUUGCUUGCGGCUUUGAUCUCAAGAAGACUUUUAUUUUCAGUGAUUUGGAAUAUAUCAGCGGACCCUUCUUGAUGAAUACCUGGGAGUUCUCCAAACUUGUCACAUUUAAUCAAGUGAGAGGCGCGUUUGGGUUUAAUGAGAGUACCAACAUUGGAAAAAUCAUGUUCCCGGCAGUGCAAUGUGUUUUCCCCAGUGUGGCUGCUUUUGCCACAUCAUACCCCCAUAUCUGGUCCGAAAAACCUGCAACAGAGCGGACAAAGGCAAUUGCAAAGAUCCCUUGCUUGAUUCCUAUGGCAAUAGAUCAAGAUCCUUAUUUCCGACUCCUGCGAGAUAAUGCUCAUAGGAUGCGUUUUCCUUCGCCAAAGCCGGCAUUGAUCCAUUCAAAAUUCCUCACCUCGCUGCAAGGUGCCGGUGGCAAGAUGAGUGCUAGUGACCCAAAUUCUGCGAUUUACAUGUCGGAUACCCCAAAUCAAAUCAAAAAUAAAAUCAACAAGCACGCAUUCAGCGGUGGCAGAGAGACUGUGGAGGAGCACCGGGAGCUGGGUGGUAUUCCGGAGAUCGACGUUGCAUUUCAAUAUCUUUCUUACUUUGAAGAAGAUGACGAGAAACUGAAGAAGAUCGAGGACGACUACCGAAGCGGGGCGCUACUCACCGGUGAAUUGAAGAAGAUGGCAAUCGAAUUGAUUCAGGAGCACGUCAAGGAAUUUCAGACCAGGAGGAAGGAGGUAUCGGACGAUCUCUUAAGACAGUUCAUGGCGCCGCGCAAGCUGGAGUGGAAAGGAAACCCUAACCCCAAGCCCAAGGAGGCCAUUAAGAAGGAGAAAGAGGCAUCGUCACAGAAAAACUGA
This is a messenger RNA of Talaromyces atroroseus, 8616 nucleotides long. Its product is annotated as Pre-mRNA-processing-splicing factor 8. The transcript has 12 exons. The record is from RefSeq and is a predicted model, not a curated record. Gene Ontology annotation, biological process: tryptophanyl-tRNA aminoacylation; spliceosomal tri-snRNP complex assembly; mRNA splicing, via spliceosome. Gene Ontology annotation, molecular function: ATP binding; tryptophan-tRNA ligase activity; U2 snRNA binding. The coding region runs from base 1 to 8616 and encodes 2871 amino acids. NCBI's taxonomy places the organism in Eukaryota, Fungi, Ascomycota, Eurotiomycetes, Eurotiales, Trichocomaceae. Gene Ontology annotation, cellular component: catalytic step 2 spliceosome; U5 snRNP.